ACCAGAAAUAAAAGUCUCUCCCUCAGUUUCUAUUACUCAGUAACAAAGACCUUAAGAUGGAGGCGGUCAUUUCUCUUCUUGUUCUGUCAACACUGCCACAUCUUGUGGUACCACUCGUUGCGUUUGAGACCUCAUUCAGAGCUGUAGCAGAGUUGGUGUCGCAGGAUUCAAGGAUCUUCUCGGGGGAGAAUGCCCGUCUGAAAUGCAGCAUUCCCUCUAACCACAGAUCAUCCUGGCGUUUCUGGUGGUUCAAGGGAUCGGAGCAGCUUCCACAGGUUGGAGAGCACCUUGUUCUGUGGAAUACCAAGGUUAAAGACAGUGGGAAAUUUUACUGCCAGGGAGUGAGGGACACAGAUGUCGGAGACGUACUGACGUUGCAAAGUCUGCCAGUGGAGAUCAUUGUUUAUGGAGGGUGGGCUAUCCUGCAAGUCCCACCUCACCCCAGCCUUGUUGGACACACUUUAAGCGUAACAUGUCAUGUUCGACGUAAGCCCAAACUCCAGGAGGUGGUUCUGUACAAAAAUGGAUUUGAAGUUAUGAGACAAAUAGGCCCUGACCCAACUUUCCAGCUGCCUGACUUGACCCUUCAGGACGAAGGAAUGUACUCUUGCAGGGCUUCCUGGGAUGUAGAAAGACGUACACUCUCUGUGAUUUCAGCUGAAGCUCAGGUGCAGGUCUUAGAGGUUCUGUCUCAACCAUUUUUGGAGAUCGUUGCAGACAACAACCUGAUGACAGAAAGUAAGAUGAAGCUCGUCUGCCACCACCAGUACAAUGCCCCAGCUCCUGCACCUCCAAUACACUAUUACUUCUAUGAGGGUGACAACCAACUGGGAACAGCAACCUCUGAUAACCGCCAACUAGUCAAACGGACUCCGGGCCACUACAGAUGCAGGGCAAAGGUGCCUGAGUUGGGUCUAUCCCAGUGGAGUGAGUUCCAAACCUUUGGACAAGUGACAGGACCAAAGACGAUGAAGCCUCCAAUUCUCCAUCCCAGAGACCCAUGGUCUUUAGCUCCCCCGAAUACAUCCCCUGACUCCUCCCUGCCUCCUGUAGCUGAGCCAACCACAGCCCAUCUUACCCCUCAACUAUCAACAACGUCUACCUUCUCACAACCUCCUGAUGUAAGCACCCAACCCUCAAAUCCUCAGCUGAAUCUCUCACAGUCAGCACCAAGCACUCUGUCAUCUGUCCAGCCAAUCCAACCAAUGGCUAGCACCAAACCUGUCAAUGUAGUAUAUGAGGAAUCUGGUGAAAUGUCUGGAGACAUGGCCGAGGGAUCUGGGGACAUGGCUGAAGGAUCUUGGGGCAUGGCCGAGGGAUCUGGGGACAUGGCUGAGGGAUCUUGGGGCAUGCCUGAGGGAUCUGGGGACAUGCCCCAGGGGUCUGGGGACAUGGCUGAGGGUUCUGGAGACAUGCUGUAAGACUUUCCAGAUACUGUCCUAUAUUAACAAGUCCCAUGUAUCUGACCAUUGCAUGAUUUUAUUGUCCUAAAUAAUAGUAAUACUCGCCAGAUCUUGGGUUAUCUGUUAUAAAUCAUUCGUACAGGACCAAUGUGCCAAAAACACACAAUUUGAUACAUGUAUAACUGGGUAUUAUAGGUAUUUAACCAGACCACAAGUGCCUCUGUAAUGUUUUUUUGGAGUUGGAGAUGGGGUCUCAUCUGUCAUAACUAACUGCAUCAGUAUUGUUUGUGAUAAUAACCUGUGAAGCUUUGGUUAUAACAAAUAAAGCAUGCAAUAAAUUAUACAUGUACUGAAA
Molecule: messenger RNA, 1758 nt
Organism: Notolabrus celidotus (New Zealand spotty)
Lineage: Eukaryota; Metazoa; Chordata; Actinopteri; Labriformes; Labridae
Product: high affinity immunoglobulin gamma Fc receptor I-like
Exons: 6
Coding region: 57-1421 (454 amino acids)
Biological process (GO): cell surface receptor signaling pathway
Molecular function (GO): transmembrane signaling receptor activity
Source: RefSeq, a predicted model, not a curated record